Messenger RNA from Spathaspora passalidarum NRRL Y-27907, 1623 nucleotides. RefSeq names its product tyrosine--tRNA ligase. Gene Ontology annotation, molecular function: RNA binding; ATP binding; tyrosine-tRNA ligase activity. Gene Ontology annotation, biological process: tyrosyl-tRNA aminoacylation. Bases 46 to 1581 code for a protein of 511 amino acids. NCBI's taxonomy places the organism in Eukaryota, Fungi, Ascomycota, Pichiomycetes, Serinales, Debaryomycetaceae. The transcript has a single exon. The record is from RefSeq and is a predicted model, not a curated record. Gene Ontology annotation, cellular component: cytosol; mitochondrion.
CCACUAACGAGAUCUACAACUACUGCUGUUGUCUAUACUACUACAAUGUUGUUGCGUACAUCACACAGAACACCAAGUGUUCUUCUCAGACACCUUGUCAAACGAUACAAUUCAUCACCGUCUUCAAUUGACUUGUCAAAAAGAGAUACCGUGACAAUUAUCCCUAGUGUCUAUGAACUAACCCAAGACAAAGCCCACACCCUGGAAACAGACACUUCUCUCGUAUCCUACUUACAGGCACGUCAUCUAGUUGAAUCAAUAACCAGUGAUGACUUAUACGAAAUCACAGAGCCUGAUGCUGAUGUCAAAUUCAAAUUGUACUGUGGUGCAGACCCAACGGCCGCCAGUUUGCAUUUGGGUAACCUUUUGCCAUUGAUGAUCCUUUUGCAUUUCCGAUUACGUGGAAAUGACGUAGUGGGACUUGUCGGUGGUGCCACCGGUAAGGUUGGUGACCCUAGUGGUCGUGAAACCGAAAGAACUCAAAUGGAACGUGCGGAACGAGAAACUAACAUUAUCAAGAUUCAAUCGCAAUUAUCUGGAUUCUUAAAUAAAGGGAUUGAAUAUGCUAAAUCGAGACAAUUCCCGCAACACGAAGGUGAAGUUCAAGUGGUUAACAAUGCCGAUUGGUGGAGUGAUAUUAAGAUGUUGGAUUUCUUGGCUGAUUACGGCAGGUUUAUCCGUAUAUCUUCCAUGCUUGCUCGUGAAUCCAUCCUGGCUCGUUUGCAGGGACAAGCAGGAAUUGGGUUCAAUGAAUUCACAUACCAAAUCUUGCAAGCUUAUGAUUUCUGGCAUUUGCACAAGCAUCAUGGAGUGAACAUGCAGGUUGGUGGUAAUGACCAAUGGGGGAACAUCACCGCGGGAAUUGACUUGAUUUCCCGUCUUCAAAGACAAACUAAUUCGGAACCUACUCCAGUUUAUGGAUUGACUGUGCCUUUAUUAACCACUCCACUGGGCCAAAAGUUUGGGAAAUCUGCUGGUAAUGCCAUUUUCAUUGAUGCGAAAUUAACCACACCUUAUCAGAUGUACCAGUACUUUAUAAACGUUCCUGAUGACAUGGUGGAGAAAUUACUCAAGAUAUUCACCCUUUUACCGUUGUCUGUCAUUGAAUCAGAAAUUAUCCCUCGUCAUGAACAAGAGCCUGGCAUUAGAUUAGCCCAGAGAAUCCUUGCUAGAGAAGUAGUUGAUUUAAUCCAUGGGGUAGGUGUGGGUGAUGAAAUGGCAUACAUCACUGGCUUCUUGUAUCCAACCCCAGACCAACCCUUCAAUGAUGUCGUGUCUGCUGACAAAUUGAUUGAAACGUUCAAGAAAUCGGGGAUUUUAAAGACAUUCAAGUUGUCCGAUUUUGAAAACAUUGACGACAUAAAGUUAAGUUCGGUUUUGGCUAAAGUUACGGGAAAUUCUCGUCGUGAAAUCAAGAACUUGAUCAAAUCAGGUGGGGUCUAUUUAGGUUUGGAAAGAGAUCAAUUUGAAGAUCCUGAUGAUGUGGUGUUGUUUGACAGAGAAAAUCAUUUGAUUGAAGGGAAGUUGUUGUUAGUGAGAUUGGGGAAACAAAAGUACUUUGUUGUGGAAUUUACUGAGUGAGAAUUUUGUAUGUAAAUAGAUAAUAAACAAUAUCACCGUAUU